Ctenocephalides felis (cat flea) is the source of this 4382-nucleotide messenger RNA. Its product is annotated as tau-tubulin kinase homolog Asator-like. The transcript has 23 exons. Gene Ontology annotation, biological process: peptidyl-serine phosphorylation; signal transduction. Gene Ontology annotation, molecular function: protein serine/threonine kinase activity; ATP binding. NCBI's taxonomy places the organism in Eukaryota, Metazoa, Arthropoda, Insecta, Siphonaptera, Pulicidae. Gene Ontology annotation, cellular component: cytoplasm; nucleus. Bases 539 to 4159 code for a protein of 1206 amino acids. The record is from RefSeq and is a predicted model, not a curated record.
UUUUAAUCUGUAAGGAAGUUGCAACAAUUCAACUAAUUUAUACAUGAUUGUGUCAAAUUUGUGUGUAAAAGAUUUGCAAAAGUUUUCUAAGCUCUUGUCCUUCUAUGUGAAUUCGGUUUUAUGACUUUAUGAAACAUGUGCGAUAACAUCGGAUUAAUAUAUAGUUGGAAAACUUUAAAUAAAUUGUUAUUAUCCGACACUAAUUUUGGUAUUCAGUGAUAUUUUUAUUAAAAUAUGAAAGAUUUAUUGAAGUAUAGUUUAAUGUUAGAAUCAAAAGUUUUAUUAAAAUAAUGAAACUAAAAAUCGAUUAUUUGUGGGCGGACAGGCAUCACUUAGACAGACAUUAGUGUUUUAUUGGAUAUUGCAUUCUGUUACAAAUGACAAGAAUUAAACCAAAUAUACUUUUUUGCAAUCAAGGCCAUCGGUCGAGUUAGAAGGAGGGCUGCCCCCUUUGCAGCGCUCCGCUACUCUUCCACCUGUUUGGUCUUCCUCGAGACAAGUAUCGCCUCCUACUACAGAUCAAAACAACAACAUCAAGAUGACUUCCGAAGACUUGCUUCAGCCUGGUCAUAUUGUCAAGGAAAGAUGGAAGGUAAUGAGGAAGAUUGGUGGAGGUGGCUUUGGAGAGAUUUAUGAAGGUUUAGAUUUAGUAACUCGUGAGCCAGUUGCACUCAAAGUAGAAUCUGCAAGGCAACCAAAGCAAGUAUUAAAGAUGGAAGUGGCAGUAUUAAAGAAAUUACAAGGCAAAGAACAUGUCUGUCGAUUUAUAGGCUGUGGUAGAAAUGAUAGAUUUAAUUAUGUAGUGAUGCAAUUACAAGGAAGAAACUUAGCAGAAUUACGAAGAGCUCAACCUAGAGGAGCAUUUUCACUUUCAACCACAUUACGUUUAGGAUUGCAAAUAUUGAAAGCAAUUGAAAGCAUUCAUCAAGUUGGUUUUCUUCAUCGUGAUAUCAAACCGAGUAAUUUUUCAAUUGGCAGAAUGCCUUACAACAACCGCAAAGUGUAUAUGUUAGAUUUUGGUUUAGCUCGUCAAUAUACUACUGGAACAGGUGAAGUACGUGCUGCUAGAGCAGCUGCUGGCUUCAGAGGAACUGUUCGUUAUGCUUCUGUUAAUGCUCAUCGUAAUAAAGAAAUGGGUAGACAUGAUGAUUUGUGGUCAUUGUUUUACAUGUUAGUAGAAUUUGUCAAUGGACAAUUGCCUUGGAGAAAAAUAAAAGAUAAAGAACAGGUAGGAUUAAUGAAAGAAAAAUAUGAUCAUCGCUUGCUGUUGAAGCAUUUACCUUCGGAUCUCAGACAGUUUCUUGAACACAUUCAAAGUCUUGAAUAUGCAGAUAAACCAGACUACCCUAUGCUAAUAUCUUUAUUUGAAAGAUGUAUGAAACGUAGGGGAGUAAAAGAGUCAGAUCCAUAUGACUUUGAGAAAACAAAUAUAACAAAUUCAUCACAACCUCCGAGCUUACCCACAAAUCAAUCAGGAGCCGUCAUUAGAGCAACUAGAAAUGUUCCUCCAUCCAGUUUGGAUAACAAUCAAGAAAACAUAGAACCUACAGAUAAUAGAGAUGCCCGUAGAAGAAUCGAGACUGAAACUACUGCACCAUUGGCGACAGAAACUGCAACCAACAUGCUGCAUAGAGAAAAGGUUGUGUCUGUAGAUAAGAAUUGUAAUGCAACCAUGGCAACGACUCCUGCCAAUGUGAUACCUGCUAGUCCGUUGAAACGUAGAGCUGUAAGCAUGGCCACAACUGUAGAUACUAUGCAACCAAUUGAAAAAGCAGUUGAUCAUGAAGGUGAUGCAGUUAUGGCGUCUGCAAGAUCAAGCUCUGAUACUAACAAACACAACAAUGAACGAAAUGUAGAUAAUGAAAGAGGGGAUCGUGAUAAAUGUUUAGCCCAUGUAAGGAGUCACAUUUCGAGUGGCGAAAAAGUUGGACGUACACAUAGUCAGGGACCCACACAAGGCCGACUUCGAGUACUAACGGCUCCCCCAACAAGCGUCCACGAUUUACAAGGUUCAGAGGUUACAAGUCCUAGAGUUCCAUCAGCUGAAGUUGAUGGCAGCGCUUUCUCAUUUGAGGUUCGCACGGGUAGUAAUGAAGUUCAGCCUAGAAGAGGGCGGAGAUCUAUGGGUAUUAGACCUGGAUCUGGAACCAGAUUGAGUGGAAGAGGUGACCAGUCAGUUACACAAUUUGCUGUAAUAGAUGAUGAAAAUGUUUCUGCAUUACAACAAGUUACUAAAGGAGGUGCAUUAACUUUAGCGUCUCAAUGGAAAUCCCAAUUCGAUGAUUCAGAAGAAACAACUGAUAACGAGUGGAAACAAGAACCACAAAGCCCUGAUCAUAAAGGACCAAGUGCUUCGCAUCAUGGAGAGAGGCCCAAAUAUUAUAGGUCAAAAAGUCAAACACACAUAAGACGACGGCCCGAACCUAUUAUUACUUCUCCUAAAUUAAAACACAAAUGUUUAAACAUCGCUGGCAUCGAAUUGUAUCCUUGGUUAGAAUCAUACCUUCCACGAUGUUGGAGUAUGCCAGCUCUUGGGUCAGCUCUGAGAAAGCAUCUGGAACCGCCUCUUUUGCAGCAGGCUGCUUUUGAUGAUACUGUUUUUAAAAUGGACGUUAUGCGCAAUGUGGGAAUUAGGGAAAGUGUUGAUGAGGAACCCAAAAGCAAAGAAGGCAAAGGACGAAAAUCUAGUCUACCGGCGAUGGCGCUUCGUGGGGAUAUGGACACCGAACUAGAAGGUGCGGUUAGCGGUCGAUUGGAAAUUCGAGUUCUUCCUCAAGCAGAAGUUAAUGGCCACAGUCCAAAUCCAGAAGAUCCAUCUAUUUAUUUUGAUGCGACCGAUAAAGGUGGUUUUCCUUAUCCAUCUAAAAGCGGCUUAAUAAACAAAACAUGUGAAGUUAUUAGUAAAUCAAAUAAAUUAAUUGAAAAUAAGAAACCCACUCAAGUACAAGUGGUGUCUAGAAACGGAGAAUCCAUAACAGAUUUGAGAAAUAAAAAAAUAUUAUCCACAGGAAUUAAAAAUCAAAUUUUCAACAAUGAAAUUUAUCAGGAACAAAAAAAUGGGAGCAUCACAGAACAGUUGAGACUCCACAAUGAAAAUAAAGAUAAUAUAAAUAAUAAAACAACAAAUGAUAAUUAUACUAUAGAACAAAAUGGUACUAUGAAAGUGUACAGACAAAUAAGUGAUAAUUCGAAUGAAACCAGCAAUGCUAAAUCUAAAAAUGGCGAUGAUACAUUUAUCACAACUAAAUCUAAUCCUUUAUGUGAAACUUCAUUGACUGUUAAAUCAAAUAAAAGCGAUAGUAAAGCUCUUAAGGAAGGGAAAGAUGAAAAUGUAGAAGCCUCAAUUCGUAAAUAUCAUAUUGUUAGAAAUUCUGCCAGGGCAAGUACACCGGAGAAAGCCGGCGGACUUUGUCAGUCGACUGCUAGUGACAAUGAGGCAAAAUUAGCACAAACUGUAGAAAAUAAUCCACAAAUUAAAACGAAUGCCAAAAUAUUUGAAAACAGUAUUCAGUGCCAUAUGCCUAUGAGGUUUGAUCUCAGAAACGAAGCAAUUGAUUCUGUACAUAAUUUGCAACACACUAAGUCAACAGGGGAUAUACUGGGAACCAAUGAAGCCAUAUCUGAAAAUUUAAACUCCCACAGCAAUGCUGUAGAUGAUGAUCUGAAGCAAAGUGUUCAGAAAAGAAUUCGGCCUGUGUCAGUAGACAACAAAGAUAAUUUGCAAUUUUCCAAAGAACUGGCUAAUAAAGACAUUAUGAUAAAAACUCAAAGCAAGAUACCAGUUCCUGUGGGAUUAAGCCACAAUUUACGUUUGUCAAAAUGCGCGUCUUGGUCGGGUGAAAAUAGUGAUAGUCCCUUAAUGACUCCAGAAAUUAAUGAACUCACACCUGCACUCAGACGGCGUAGGCAAAACGCUGAAAAAUAUGUUACAGAUGUAUCACAAUUAAAUUUAAGAUUCACAAGACACAAGUCUCGGACUAAUGAAACGUCCAACAGAUCACGUGGAGUUCCAUCCCAUCUGUUGGGUGGCUUUGAAGACAGUUCCGAUAAUUCCGAAGACACUUCCUUGCCUCCACCACCUCCUGGUGCACCUCCAGCAGAAAAUACGGCCCGAAUUCGUCGAUACCGGCCCGUUCACAGCGCAGCCGACUGCACGUAAUACACACAAUUCAUUAAAAUGUACUGAAUUUUAUCGAAUAAGGGAUUGUGUCAUGUCCAAAUAUGUGUGUGUUACUGUGUUAGUACCGCAUCUCAGCAUCUGAACACAAGGUAGCUAUAUUUUAGAUUAAUUCAAGAUUGUCUUAUAGCACAGUUGCCACAUACAUUUUUAGUGGAUCAUGUCAAUACAUCUCUAUAAUAAACAAAAAUGUAGUAUAUAUCAU